Messenger RNA from Paramecium pentaurelia, 519 nucleotides. The record is from the annotation of a GenBank genome assembly. NCBI's taxonomy places the organism in Eukaryota, Ciliophora, Oligohymenophorea, Peniculida, Parameciidae.
AUGUUUAAUAAAUCAGUAUAAUCAAAUAGAACCUUAUUAUCUGGAUAACUUCAUAGAAUAAUAUUGAACAAAUAAACAUAGAGAGAUGAGAUUGAUUAUGUUAGACGAAAGAAUUCAUUAAAAUAACCAUUAAAGGAGCAAAUCAACCUUCAAAAGAGUCAUAAUCACUUUAACGCAAGGAAUUCUAUGGACGGUCUAGAAUCGGUUUUUAGAGUGGAGACUAGCAAAAAGAUCAAAAGCCCAAUAGUUGUAAUACCAAAUAGAAAGCUUUUUGUUUCUAGCAAAAAUAGUAGAAAGAGUCAUUAAUCAGCUAGUCAAGAACCUGGCCCAUUAAUGCCAGGAGUCAAGAAAUCCCUUGAAUGUGGAUAUAGAAUAGUAGUGAAUAAAUCUUCUAGGGUACCUACAAUAUAAAUGGAUGAGGAAGUAACAAAAGAAGAAUCAAAAAUAAUUUCUUCAAAAGACCCUGUCUCUUUUACUGAUUGGGUAGAGAGAAUUUAUGGUAAAGAAUGGUUUUAUUGA